UGUCAAACAAACAAGUUGUCAAACAAAACUGAACAAAAUUGUGAUCGUAUCUAGUACGUGAUUGUGUGAAGUGAAAUCUGUUUUGUAAAAUUGUUUAAAGGUGUUGCUUUGAUUAUUAUACUAUUUAUGUUCGUUACAAUUACGUGAGUGUAGUAUAUAUUCUGGUGUUUAUCGCUGAAUAACGUUGCUUUAUGUCCACAUUAUAAGUGGCGAACAUGGGAAUCUUUGGCAACUCGUCGCCUUUUGACCAAGAUGUCGAAAGAGCAACAAGCGAGAACAACACUCAUGAGGAGUGGGGAUUGAUCUUGGAGAUCUGUGACCGCGCGGGCGCGUCGCCGCAAGCCGCCAAGGAGUGCCUGCGCGCCGUGCUGCGCCGCCUCGCGCACCCCGACCCCCACGUGCAGGUGCACGCGGCCACGCUGCUCGACGCCUGCGUCAACAACUGCGGCCGCAACUUCCACCUCGAGGUCGCCUCGCGAGACUUCGAGACUGAGUUCCGGCGCCUCGUGGCGCGUGCGCAGCCCGCCGUCGCGCAGCGCCUGCGCGCGCUUCUGCGCAAGUGGGCCGAGGGCGAGUUCCGCUCCGACCCCGCGCUCGACCUCAUCCCGUCGCUGCACAACAAGCUGCGCGCCGAGGCGGGCGAAGCAGCGCCGGCGCGCGCGCCCGAGGCCGCGCCCGCGCCGCCGGCCGCCAGCGCGGCGCAGCGCGAGCAGGAGGAGCUGGCGCGCGCCAUCGCGCUGUCGCUGCGCGAGGCGGGCCCGGCGCCCGCGGCCUCGCUGUACCCGCGCGUGGAGGCGCUGCCGGAGCCGGCCCCGCAGCAGCCGGCGCCGCGCAAGGUGCGCGCGCUCUACGACUUCGAGGCUGCCGAGGAUAACGAGCUCACUUUCCUCGCUGGAGAAAUAGUUCACGUGACUGACUCGAGCGACCCGAACUGGUGGAAAGGCUACAACGAGCGAGGCGAGGGCUUGUUCCCGGCCAACUUCGUGACGUCAGAGCUGAGCUCGCCGCGCGCGUCGCCCGCGCCGCGCGCGCGCUCCGUGCAGUUCGCGGCGGAGGAGCCGCGCAUCGACGAGGCGGCGAUGGACGCGGCGCUGGCGCUGCUGCACGAGGCGGACCCCGAGGCGGCGGCGGACGACGGCGCGGAGCUGGCGCGGCUGGAGGCGCGCGUGGCGGCGGCCGGCCCGCUCGUGGACGCGGCGCUGGAGCGCGCCGACCGCCGCCACGCGCGCCUCACGCAGCUGUCGGCCGAGCUGGUGGACGCGCUCAACCUCUACCACGAGCUCAUGCGCGACGCGCUCAAGCCGCCGCCGCCCGCCGCGCCCUUCCCGCCGCUCGCCGCCUUCCCGCCGCCGCACCCCGCGCAGCGGUGAGCGCGAGCUCGCGUUAUAUCCAAAUAUAAAAAGAAAUAUUAUUAGUGUUUAAGAUAUUGCUUAUAUUAUGUUUAGGAGGGGUGGAUGACCUUAUUAUAGAGCAUUAUGACUAUAUGCUGAAUAUGUGAUGUGUCACACAUUUCAAAAUUUCCAAGAGUGCAUUAUUGUAACUUCAAAUGAAACUUGUUUGAUAUAAAAAUAUUAAUUUAGUUUUAAAGUACCUUUUAAUAAGUAGGAUAUAAUUUAUCUUCAUAAAAAAUCGAACUCCCAUAUGUUAAAUUCAUUUAUGAUUUGAUUUUAUUUAUAACAAAAUCAUAAAUUAAUAUGAAAUGUGCAUCAAAAAUGUUACAACUGAACUUUAUGUAAAACAUCUAUUGUAUUAAAUUAUUUAAAAACAGUGAA
This is a messenger RNA of Amyelois transitella, 1772 nucleotides long. It is a transcript of the gene Stam, whose product is annotated as signal transducing adapter molecule 1. The coding region runs from base 216 to 1370 and encodes 384 amino acids. The record is from RefSeq and is a predicted model, not a curated record. Gene Ontology annotation, molecular function: phosphatidylinositol binding; ubiquitin binding. NCBI's taxonomy places the organism in Eukaryota, Metazoa, Arthropoda, Insecta, Lepidoptera, Pyralidae. The transcript has 3 exons. Gene Ontology annotation, cellular component: ESCRT-0 complex. Gene Ontology annotation, biological process: protein transport to vacuole involved in ubiquitin-dependent protein catabolic process via the multivesicular body sorting pathway.